This is a messenger RNA of Kalmanozyma brasiliensis GHG001, 1533 nucleotides long. RefSeq names its product Alcohol dehydrogenase GroES-like protein. Lineage: Eukaryota; Fungi; Basidiomycota; Ustilaginomycetes; Ustilaginales. The coding region runs from base 1 to 1533 and encodes 510 amino acids. The record is from RefSeq and is a predicted model, not a curated record. Gene Ontology annotation, molecular function: oxidoreductase activity, acting on NAD(P)H. The transcript is spliced from 3 exons.
AUGGCGGAACUCGAGAUCAUCGACGCCGAGAUCGUCCCUCGAGCGUCUCACGAGCAAGAGCUUGCAGCCAUCAGCAGCCAUCAUGCGACUGCCAAGCAAGCCGUCGCACCUGCUCUGACCUCUCUCUAUCCAGUCUACACACAAGCAGAGCGCGAUGCAGCCCUUCGACUGCUCGCUCCAUCCACGCACGACGUUGUGCUCGGCGCUGGAUGGACGGAUUCGGAAGCGCCCUCGAACACGCUCGGCGACGAGGAGCAUGCAUCUCGUCGCGACUCGUCCUCCUCAUCCUCUUCAUCCUCUCAUUCCGGUCCUUCGACGCCGUCAGGUCUGACGCUGCUUUCACAAUCAAUCCUCAAAUCCGCCCGCAGCGACGACGCGCACUCAGACGCGCUCCUGGUCCGCUCGUGCCUGCAAGGCUGGUCCCUCUCCUUUGAGCUCACACCCCACCAGCCCAUUCCCGCACCUCAAUCUUCGGACGAGAUCCUGAUCCGCAACGACGCAGUCGGCCUCAACCCGGUCGACUGGAAGAGCGUCUCGUACAACUUUGGCAUCCCUGCCUUCCCCUGGAUCCUCGGCCGCGACAUUGCAGGGACGAUCGUUCAGCCUCCCGCGGACAACGAGGAAGGGUGGAAGGUGGGCGAUCGUGUCUGGACGUGCGCAGACUCGCGGUCGAUGCGUGCGGGCGGAUAUCAGAGGUUCUCUGUGCACAAGAAGGGAACGCUGGCGAAGAUCCCGGAUCAGAUGACUGACGAGGACGCUGCGACAUUGGGGACGGGUCUGAUCACGGCCGCUGUCGCGCUGUUCGCCUUCUUCAAGUUGCCAUUUGCACCGCUCGAGGACAAUGAGCUGGCAAGCAAGCUCGAUCAAGUAAAACUCGUAGAAGAGCAGGACAAGUCCGACUGGAUUCUCAUCUACGGCGGAGGUGCAGUGACCGGCAUCUACGCCACCCAGCUCGCGGCCAUCUCGAACCUGCGCAUCAUCUCCAUCGCUUCGCCGUCCAACUUCGACUACCUCCGCUCCAUCGGUGUCUCAGCAUGCGUCGACCGCCAUCAGUCGCCCGACGCAAUCCUCUCCUCCAUCUCCUCGGUCCUCUCGGAACACGGCGGGCAGCUGCGAUACGCUAUGGACUGCGUCUCAUCCAGCACAGCCAAUCUCUGUCUCGAAGCUCUCCGCUCCAACGCAGGGGACAGCGCAAAAGAGCUCAUCUGCCUCGCGGGCAACCCCAAGGCCGAAGCGGGCGAGGUGACGGUGCACAAGAUCUCGUUCUCGACCACGUUCUACCACCCAGAUGGCGUGUUUGCGAAGGACGUGCUGGCGUACGUGACACGCUUGUUGCGAGAAGAGAGGUUGAAGCCCUGCCGACCCGAGGUGUUGGCUGAUGGCUUGGCUGGCAUUCGAUCCGGCCUCGAGCUGCUGAGAGAAGGCAAAGCUCCGCGAGCGAGAAAGCUCGUCGUCCGCGUGUCCGACACACCAGCGGCGGACGUGACCCAUCUCGGCGUGCGCACCGAGCUCGGUUGGAAUGGUGUCGUGUGA